Molecule: messenger RNA, 2785 nt
Organism: Chaetomium fimeti
Lineage: Eukaryota; Fungi; Ascomycota; Sordariomycetes; Sordariales; Chaetomiaceae
Product: PalH/RIM21-domain-containing protein
Exons: 1
Coding region: 95-2452 (785 amino acids)
Biological process (GO): cellular response to pH
Cellular component (GO): plasma membrane
Source: RefSeq, a predicted model, not a curated record
CAACGGGUUGUCAUAAACCACGACGAGGUCCAUUUCCAUGGCGAUUGCGCGUAUAGCUGAAACCUAGGCGGAAGCCGCCGUUUAUACCGCAACCAUGGAACCGCGGCAGCUCCUCGCGGGCUUGACGGCCGCCGCGACGCUGCCGACCGGCACACCCGUGGUCGGUCGCAGCUGUGGCGGGCUGAAUCUCCCCAUGGGAGGUGUCCUCUCCAUGCCGAAUGGCGAGUUUGUCACCCUCACAGCAGCAGCCGCUUUCAAGCCCGUUUGCACGCCCGUCACACCUCCCGCCAUCAUUGCGAAUGGCGGAGGCGGCUCCGUGUCGAUCGACGACACGGUCGAGGGAUCAAUGCCGACCGACGAUGGAUGGACCUUCUCGGACUUCCGGGAUCCCUUUUACGCCUCGACAUUUCCCCAGUGCUACGCUCUCGCUGCAACUACCGUGGUCGCAUACACGCUGGUCAUCAUGCUUUUCGCUACACCGCGAUCGUUUCUGGAUGGUGGAGUCGUUGUCUUGGGCCAGAGGGGAUUCACAAACAGGGGGUCCGGUCCGACCAUCGGCGGACGGCCCUGGUUGCAAAAGGUUGCGGCCCUCGCAGUCGCCAUAUCCCUCACCAUCGCCAGCGCCGCCACAUUCCAGGCCGCCGAAGAACAAUACUCGUACGGCGUGCAGAACGCGAGACGGCUACAGACGGAUGUGCUCGGCGGCAACGAGCUAAAGAUCAUUCGCAUCAUCUCGAACACCUUCCUCUGGCUUGCCCAGGCCCAGACGCUCAUCCGUCUUUUCCCACGCCAACGAGAAAAGGUCAUCAUCAAGUGGACCGCCUUCGCCCUCAUCACGUUGGAUGUCAUUUUUCAGUCUCUCAACAGCUUUAAAUACGAACAAGGAGUGGCUCGGCCCGGCUCCUUCCAGGAUGCUGUCCCCGCUCUCAGCUAUCUUUUUGCCCUCUCGCUGGGUGUUCUAUACGCCGCCUGGGUAAUUUAUUAUUCCCUCUUAAAGAAGCGGUAUGCCUUUUGGCACCCGCAAAUGAAGAACAUGCUGCUAGUAGCCGUGUUAUCGCUUAUGUCAAUUCUUAUACCCGUUGUGUUUUUCAUCUUGGAUAUCGUCCAACCCGAUUUUACCGGAUGGGGAGAAUACGUCCGAUGGGUAGGUGCCGCGGCCGCCAGCGUCAUCGUGUGGGAGUGGGUGGAAAGGAUCGAAGCCCUGGAGCGAGAGGAGAAGAAAGACGGGAUACUUGGCAGGGAAGUGUUCGAUGGAGAUGAGAUGCUCGAGAUGGCUCGCUCAAACAACGGACUCAGGCGGAGACGAAAAGAGGCCGAGGAGGGGGAUAAAGAGUCUAGCUUCGACAGCGGGAGGGAUGACAGCCCAGACGCAGGACAAGGCAAUAAUAGGUGGCCGACCGUUACAGCAAUCGCGGCUAGAUACCGACCACGGCCCAAGCCCCAGAGGACGACGAACCCCGCCGAAUCCCCGGAUACGCAACCCUCCAACCACGACAGGAUACGCUUCCUGCAGCCACCACUAUGGCCCGCCAGGCCACAACCGGCUGUCACACCGAUCAGCCGCACCGACACCUCUAGCGCGGCGAGCACAGUUUAUGCUGUGAGGUACCAUCCACUAACCGAAACGACAUCGCGCACCCCACCUCCUCCGCAGAGUAACGCGCAACUGUCACGAAGGGACAGCAUAGCCUCCAGCCACGCCAGUGACGAUGAUGGGGCGCCGAGCGAAGCUGGCGAUGCCCCUACACAGCCGGCCCAAGCUGCACCGGCACCAUCAUCAACGGCAACAUCAGCCAACCGCUGGCGCUCGAUAACGCAGCGAAUACCGUUCCAAAGCCCACGCAACACCGACGUGGAGCGCGCCAUCCCGGCAACCCAGGAUCAUGCCCCACGGCCAAAACCCAGCAGCAGCAGCAACAACAGCAAUAAAUGGGACUUCCGCGGCCGUCUUGAGGACUUCGCCGCCACGCAAGCAGACCGCCUGCGCGACAAAUUCUGGACCACACCGGACACCGACAGCCUGCCGGUGACGGUCAUCCCGGCCCCGCCCCGCCGGGGUGCCGCGCUUGCGCAGCUGCUGGAGGAAGAGGAGCUGGACACUCGAGGGGGCGGCGCGACCGACCAUCCGAUACGCCGAGAGGAUAGCAACGUAUCGAGGGCAGCGCCAGCGGAAGACGAGACGUUUGCCGGGGGCGGGUCUGCCAUCGCAAGCCCAAGGGCGCAGCAGCAGCAGCAGCCGCCGCCUUGGCAGGGCGCCGUGCGGCGCGAGUCUGGGUCGUUUUCGGCCCGCCCGCGCCUGUCGAUCCCCCGAGCCGGCACCCCGCUGUCGCCCGGCCUCGACAGAUCGCCGUCUGCCCAUCCGGCGUCGGCCGUUACCCCUGGCUCGGCGGGCCCUCCUCCUCCGCAGUCGGGUUUUGGUCCCGGGCCGGACUACGGUCCGCCAUCGGCAUGAUUCCGUGUUUUCCAUGUUUUUUUCCUCUGGAUAUCGUGUGCUGUUAUGGAUGAGCAUUUACGAGCAAGCUAUGCGAUAGCGAGCACUGCUUUUGGUUAUUAUUAUUUACGUUUGAAGGGUGUGUCGACGCGGGAUACGUUGGGUUCAAACAAAAUGGUGGGGCGCGGGCCAUAGGAAUGAUAGGUAUGGGGUAUGGGUAUGGGUAUCUUUUUGAAGGGGGUCAUGGAGUUUAUGGGUUGGGGAUUGGGGAUACCAGGAUCUGGAGUUCGAUUUGAACCGGACGGAGCAACGUUUCCAAUUUUUUCUUCUACGAUGCUAUAAUUGAGCUGUUAU